AUGGAUCACAACAGCUUGGACUAUGCCACAUGCAAAUCAAUUGCUCAAAGCUGCCCUUGGUUUGAGCACUGGCACAAGAUGAUGACCAACUGUGCACAGACUGGUCCAGUUGUUCUUCUCACUGGCCACCCAUAUGAUGCCACCCCUGCCUCCUCUCAGAAUAACUCGGUUGAUGCUGAUGUGAACAUGAAUGAUGCCAGCGAUGCUCACUACCCUCAGCAAUGCAACAUUCCUGGCAUGGAAUCCAUUCUUGAGGAGUUGCAAAAUGAUCCCAUUGGAGCAAGAGUUAUCUCAUCUUUUUCUUCUUUGGUUGCAGCCACCCCAGCUGCUGCUUCAUCUUCAUCCCACUCGCCCUUCUCUUCCUCAUCCAACCCAUCUUCGAUUGGCCCCACCCCCUUCACCAUUACCCCUAUAGACACUCCAACCCACCAGCGCUCAUCCAGCACCACUUUUGAGGCUGAUGAAGUGGACAAUGGUGAUGGUGACUCUGUUUACCAUUCUCCAGCCACAGGUACAACACCCAAGAAGUCUCGACCCUUCACUUCCAAGAGCAAGUGA
Messenger RNA from Ustilago hordei, 558 nucleotides. RefSeq lists its product as uncharacterized. Bases 1 to 558 code for a protein of 185 amino acids. The record is from RefSeq and is a predicted model, not a curated record. The transcript is spliced from 2 exons. Lineage: Eukaryota; Fungi; Basidiomycota; Ustilaginomycetes; Ustilaginales; Ustilaginaceae.